This is a messenger RNA of Diachasmimorpha longicaudata, 1728 nucleotides long. RefSeq lists its product as uncharacterized. The record is from RefSeq and is a predicted model, not a curated record. The transcript is spliced from 2 exons. Lineage: Eukaryota; Metazoa; Arthropoda; Insecta; Hymenoptera; Braconidae. Bases 1 to 1728 code for a protein of 575 amino acids.
AUGUUUCGACAAAUCAACGUACACCCUGACGAUUGGAAUCUUCAACGCAUUCUUUGGAUAGACGAAAAUCAACAACUUGUGACAUACCAACUAACAACGGUCACAUAUGGACAGAAAUGCGCUCCAUGGCUCUCUUUGAGAGUUCUUCAACAACUCGUCAACGAUGAAGGUCAACGAUUCCCUGCAGCAGUGCUACCGCUAACUAAAGGCCGUUAUGUCGACGACAUUUACGGUGGAGCGGACUCUGAGGGAGAAUUCAAAGAAAUGAUAAUUCAACUUCAACAGAUCUGCCAGCUCAACUUGUCAACGGGACCGGCAGGUACAGUGCAAUUCGAGGAAGCAGUCAUCAAAACGCUCGGAUUGUGCUGGCAUCCAGCAACAGAUUUAUUUCAAUAUAAAUCUAGAACAUUCAACUCAACGAGCUUCACCAAGAGAGUACUGCUAUCGGAAAUAGCUCAAAUUUUCGAUCCUCUUGGAUUCAUCGCACCAGUCAUUGUUCGAGGAAAAAUACUCAUCCAAGAGCUAUGGCUGCUCAAACUCGCUUGGGAUGAUCAACUUCCACUCGACUAUGUUCGAAGGUGGAAAGAGUUCAGGGAGGAACUCACGCAACUAAAUCAACUGUCCAUCCCAAGAUGGCUAAAUCUAUCUCCAACGACUACCAACGUACAAAUACAUGGAUUUGCCGACGCAUCAACAGCUGCCAUGGGAGCAGUCGUUUAUCUACGAGUUCAACGAGACAACGAAACACCAACAAUCAGCUUGGUGUGUGCAAAAACAAAAGUUGCACCACUGAAAAAGCUAACGAUUCCACGCCUGGAGCUAAUCGCGGCCCUUCUGCUAACAAAAAUUGUGAGCUGGGCACAACAAACAUUGGAAGUCAACGCAGAAACAUACCUCUGGUCUGAUUCUUCUGUAGCUUUGGCAUGGAUCAACAGCCAUCCAUCGAGAUGGAAGGAAUUCGUUUACAAUAGAGUAACGAAAAUCCAGGAAGCAUUACCAACAGCCGUAUGGAGACAUGUCGGUGGGAUUUACAACCCUGCUGACUUCGCUUCACGUGGCAUCUCACCGAGCCAACGCAACGAACAUCAGCUUUGGUGGAAAGGUCCUGACUGGCUAGCAAAACCGCCGUCAGACUGGCCACAAAAUACAACCAGUGCUCCAACGGAAGUCUCUCUUGAAGAGAGAUCAGCAACAGCUCACCCAGUAGCUGCUGAAGCUAGGCAGCAUCCACUGACAGAGUUCCUCAACAGAUAUUCUACUUUAUCAAAAGUAUUACAAGUCACCGCAACGAUGAAUCGAGCCAUCCAACGACUUCGACGACAACCAACGCCCGAAUCAUCAGUAUUAACAACGAUAGAACUCAACGAAGCGAGGACAUUCUGGGUUAAGGUAACACAACACCAAUACUUUGAAUCUGUGUUUCAGAACUUGAAUAGGGAUAUUCAACUACCUCGCCAACAUCCACUGGCCAAGCUCACCCCGAGAAUUGAUGAUCAAGGAAUUCUCAGGCUUGGUGGACGACUAAAGAACUCAUUGCUUGAUCCAGACGAUACUCAUACAAUUAUCUUACCACGACAAUCUCGCCUGACAACGCUCAUCAUCAACGAAGCUCACCAGAAAACACUCCACGGAGGAGUUCAACUCACCAUGUCUUACACCAGACCGAUAGUAAAACUUUGCUUGCUACCAACGGACCCAACACCAGCAGACCAACAAGAUGACAACUAG